This is a messenger RNA of Ceratotherium simum simum (southern white rhinoceros), 1138 nucleotides long. Lineage: Eukaryota; Metazoa; Chordata; Mammalia; Perissodactyla; Rhinocerotidae. The record is from RefSeq and is a predicted model, not a curated record.
UGCCUGACUGCAGAGCUGCAGGAGGUUGUGUCUGCGCUGGCCUGAGCCUCUCCCUCAGGCCCUGCCCAUGGCGGGAGAGAAGCCAGGCCCCUCCAAGUCAGGAAGCACUUCAGAGGCUGAGCUGUCCCUUCCUGCCUGAGGCCUCAGUCUCCCCAUCUGUCAUCAGAGGCCUGGGCUACAAGGUCUCUGGCCUCAGCUCCUCUGUCCCCCUACUCUGGAGCCCAGAGCCUGGCCCAGGUCCAAGUCCUGUUUCUAGAAGUGCCUGCCCGCUGGUGGUAGUGCAACAUGAGAAGGGGUGGGGAUGGGGGCUAGUUAUGGGCUAAAGGGGCUGUUUCUGAUGGACUUUGGCUGUCUGCCUUCCAGGGGAAUGUGGUCCACUUUUGGAAUGGAAUGGAAUGAGGAAUUCAGACUAAUGGAGGAGACCAAGCUGCUCCAGGAGGCUGCAAAUCCGUACAACCUGCAGCGCAAGGAGCAGUUUGAGGCCUGGUUCCAGGCCAUGGAGCCCCUUAGCGAGGAUGAGCGCUACAGCCUGUCCUGCCAGCUGAGCCCCGGUUCCAGUGGGCCAGAUAGAUUCAGCUCUUCUUCAAGGACGAGAAGAACCGGUCAUCUUCCCGCUCAGGGCUGGGUGAGUGUCCGGACCAGCAGUGGCUGAAUCCAGGGGUUCAGUAAAGAUUCAGGCAAAGUGUGGGCCUGGGGAGUCGGACAGCUGGUGCUGGGGUCCCAGCUCCACUGCUGAGCAGUCCUGUCAUGGGCGAUUCCCCUCACCUUUCUGGGACUGGUUUCCUCCUCUGUGAAGUGGGUGAUACUAAGUGACAGCUCCCAUGUCAGGGACAAAUGGGGUGCUGUUGGCUGACUGAGCACUCAGCACAGGGACUGGAGCACAGAGUGCAGUGGGGGCAGGGAGGGGAGGGUGGGCUGUGAUUCUGGGGGAGGCCCCCAAGGUAAUGCCUCUGUUUAUCCAGACACGAGGCCCCCAACAAGGAGCCCGGUGGCAGUGGCAGAUGACCCUCCUGGGACCAGUGGAACUACACCCUCUUCCUCAGCAGUGGGGACGCAGCUGGGACACUCAGGGUCCACUGGGCCACCUCCUCCCAUUCUGAUGACAAGGAGAACUUCGUGAUCAUUUUCCUGGGGUCCU